CGUGACGUCAUCACAGCACGCCAACCCGUUUGGUUUCUCUUGCAGAAGAUAAAAGAGACUGACAAGUGCCUCUUUCUCCGACCUAUUUGAGCGUUUUAUGUUUCUCUGUAGACUCCAUGCUCUUCGCUGUCUGAUGAACGGUUGUUAGCGUAUUUUACGAAAAAAAGGGUCCAAAAGCAGAUUUAUUUCGAGUGCACAGACUGGAUAAAACGCCACUGUACUAGCAACAACGGCCGUCUGUUUUCGGUGAAGUUUUAUCGACCAGGAUGCCCCAGUCCUCUUGUCUCAUCUGAAAACGGUAGGACAGUAGUCUGGAGAUGAAGCAGGAUCCAUUGACCAGGGGUGGUAGCACAGCUACUUCCUGUCCAGGAAGGAUAGACUCUAUUGGGGUAAUGAUGCUAGCCAGCACCCCCUCCUCCACUUCCACCCUCUCUUCCUCCAUAUCCUCCCUCUCUUCCUCCAUCUCUUCUUCAUCCUCCUUGCAGGAAGAAACGAGAAAGGGAGACGAGGAGUUCAUUUGUGGAGAGGAGGAAGAGGGGGAGGUGGUCAGCGUUUCUAUAGUAACCAUAGCGGAGGAAUCCUGCCCUUCGGAACCGUUUGGAACUGUUGCCCACGUGGAGGUAGCAGCCAAUGAGAGCGCAGUGAGGGAUGGAGACUGCCAAUCAAAAACUUCACGAAGUACCCAGACUGAAGAAGAGGAGAAGCAUGAGGAGGGGGAAGGAGGAGAGGGUGUGAAAGAGAAGGCUCAGGGAGAGGAGGAAGGUGAGAUGGCUGAAGAUGAGAGUGACCAUUCUGCCCUGUUAGAGGAGGAGGAUGAGGGAAGGAACCAGGGGUUUGGCUCGGACAGUCUCACCCCUGGAACACCAACACUCCUCAACAUCAAGAUGAAGAGGAAGUUGGACCAUGGACCAGACGUCCGGCCGUUCUCUUCAGGCAAGAAACACUGCAAAGGUUCCAACUACCUCAGUCCCGUUCCAUUCCAGACCACGCCCACUACCUUUGGGGACCUGCGAGCAGCCAAUGGGCAUUCAGCUCAGCGGAGACGUGUCACCUCAGGCCCGCCCCCCUCCGGCCUACAGGACUGGCUACACACCUUCCAGGCGUGGAGUGGUCCUGAGCGUCUAUUGGCUCUGGAUGACUUGAUUGACAGCUGUGAGUCCAAUCAGGUGAAGCACAUGAUGCAGGUUAUCGAGCCUCAGUUCCAACGAGACUUUAUCUCCCUGCUGCCCAAAGAGUUGUCCCUGUAUGUCCUGAUGUUCCUGGAGCCCAGAGAUCUGAUGCUAGCUGCUCAGACCUGUUCCUAUUGGAGGAUACUGGCUGAGGAUAACCUGCUGUGGAGGGAGAAGUGUCGGGAGGAGGGUAUAGAAGAAUCCCUGGUUGUUAAAAGGAGGAAGACUCUAAAACCUGGAUUUCUCCACUCGCCCUGGAAGAGUGGUUACGUACAACAACACCGGAUAGAGAGUAACUGGAGGACUGGGGAUAUCACCUCACCUAAGGUCCUGAAGGGUCAUGAUGAUCAUGUGAUCACAUGUCUGCAGUUCUGUGGUGACCUCAUCGUCAGUGGAUCUGAUGACAACACUCUGAAAGUCUGGUCUGCCCUGACCAGCAAGUGUCUGCGUACAUUAGUAGGCCAUACAGGAGGCGUGUGGUCCAGUCAGAUGAGUGGUAACAUCGUGAUCAGUGGGUCGACAGACAGGACUCUGAAGGUUUGGGACGCGGAGAGCGGAGAGUGUGUCCACACCCUGUACGGACACACCUCUACUGUCCGCUGUAUACACCUGCAUGACAAACAGGUUGUGAGCGGUAGCCGUGACGCUACGUUGCGUCUGUGGGACGUAGAUUCUGGCGAGUGUCUCCACGUCCUGACGGGUCAUGUGGCGGCGGUGCGCUGCGUCCAGUAUGACGGGCACAGGGUGGUCAGCGGAGGAUACGACUUCAUGGUUAAAGUCUGGGACCCUGAGACAGAGACCUGUCUACACACUCUGCAGGGACACACGAACAGAGUCUAUUCACUACAGUUUGACGGCGCCUACGUGGUCAGUGGAUCUCUGGACACCUCCAUCAGAGUAUGGGACGUAGUGACGGGGGCGUGUGUCCACACGCUGACCGGCCACCAAUCGCUGACCAGCGGUAUGGAACUGAAGAACAACAUCUUGGUGUCUGGCAACGCUGACUCGACGGUCAGGGUCUGGGAUAUACGGACUGGACAGUGUCUCCACACACUGCAAGGUCCCCAUAAGCACCAGUCGGCAGUAACCUGUCUCCAGUUCUCUCGCUCCCUGGUGGUCUCUUCAUCAGAUGACGGAACAGUGAAGCUGUGGAGCCUGGCGACGGGGGAGUGGAUCAGAGACCUGGUGGCUCUGCAGAGUGGAGGGUCAGGGGGCGUGGUGUGGAGGAUCAGGGCAUCUAACACCAGGCUGGUAGCAGCAGUUGGCAGCAGGAACGGGACAGAGGAGACUAAACUCAUGGUGCUGGACUUUGACCUCACUGACAACCAGAAGUGAUGUCAUUUAAAAUGGACGUGAUGUCAUCAGGACAGGAUGCGAUAUCAUUGGAUAAGGAUGUGAGGCAAUCAACGAAGGACCCAAUAUCUUCAUACGGGAACGUAAAAGUUGUGACGAUGAGGAAAGGGUGUGAGGAGGAGGUGAAAUAUGUAAGGA
Messenger RNA from Salvelinus fontinalis (brook trout), 2660 nucleotides. Its product is annotated as F-box/WD repeat-containing protein 7-like. Gene Ontology annotation, molecular function: ubiquitin binding. The record is from RefSeq and is a predicted model, not a curated record. The transcript is spliced from 13 exons. Gene Ontology annotation, cellular component: cytoplasm; nucleus. Bases 318 to 2504 code for a protein of 728 amino acids. NCBI's taxonomy places the organism in Eukaryota, Metazoa, Chordata, Actinopteri, Salmoniformes, Salmonidae. Gene Ontology annotation, biological process: ubiquitin recycling; proteasome-mediated ubiquitin-dependent protein catabolic process.